GCUGGGCACGGAGAAGCGGUAAGGACGCGGGCACGCACACACGCACGCACGCACGCGUGCGCGCCCUCCUUUACUCGUGCCGCCGCGGCUGCUCCCGCGUACACCAGCAACGCCCGUCUAUUCGGCCGAGAUGCUGCGGGCCUGUCAGUUAUCCGGCGUGACUGCCGCUGCCCAGAGUUGUCUCUGUGGGAAAUUUGUCUUCCGUCCAUUGCGUCCAUUUCGUAGAUACUCUACUUCAAGGAGUUCUGGGUUGACUCCAGGCAGAAUUGCUGGAGCUGGCGUUUUGUUUGUUGGUGGAGGUAUUGGUGGCACUAUCCUAUAUGCCAAAUGGGAUUCUCAUUUCCGGGAAAGUGUUGAGAAAACCAUACCUUACUCAGACAAACUUUUUGACAUGUUUCUUGGUUCUGUACCUUACAAUGUCCCAUUGCCAACGAAGCCAAUUCAAUCUGGUCCACUAAAAAUCUCUAGUGAAUCAGAGGAAAAGAAGGACUCUGAACAGCCUGCUUCACAACUCCAAAAACAGAAGGAAGAAACUCCAACGUCAGCAUCUACAGAGGCAGCUCAAGUUAUUUCUGCAGCAGGUGAUACACUUUCCGUCCCAGCCCCUGCCGUUCAGCAUGAGGACUCUGUAAAAUCUGAUGGGCCUGAAAUUGGAGGAAAACCCCCAUCUGAAAUUUCAGAGGAAGCAUCCCCAACUGUAAGGGAGCGACCACCUGAAGAAGUUGCAGCUCGCCUUGCAGAACAGGACAAACAAGAGCAAGUUAUGAUUGAGACUCUAGCCAAGAGCUUACAAGAUGCUCUGAGCCAAACUGCUUCCAUCACUCAGCAGGCUAUUGCAGCCCAGAAUGCUGCUGUCCAGGCUGUCAAUGCACAUGCCAACAUACUAAAAGCAGCCAUGGACAACUCUGAGAUUCCAAGCGAGAAGAAGUCUGCUCAGUGGCGUACAGUGGAGGGUGCAUUGAAAGAACGCAGAAAGGCAGUAGAUGAAGCUGCUGAUGCUCUUCUCAAAGCCAAAGAAGAAUUAGAGAAGAUGAAAGGUGUAAUUGAAAAUGCAAAGAAUGAAGAGGUUGCUGGGGCCAAAACUCAUAUAACUCUUGCAGAGGGAAAACUUCACAACAUGAUAGUUGAUUUGGAUAACAUGGUCAAGAAGGUCCAAGCAGCUCAGUCUGAGGCUAAGGUUGUCUCUCAGUAUCAUGAGCUGGUGGUCCAAGCCCGGGAUGACUUUAGGCGAGAGUUGGACAGUAUUACUCCAGAAGUUGUUUCUGGAUGGAAAGGGAUGAGUAAGUACAGUUGUAAUAUUUACACUUUUUCUUUUUUCAAAUUUUUGGCAACUGAUUAAACAUGAUUAAAGUCC
Molecule: messenger RNA, 1354 nt
Organism: Dipodomys ordii (Ord's kangaroo rat)
Lineage: Eukaryota; Metazoa; Chordata; Mammalia; Rodentia; Heteromyidae
Product: MICOS complex subunit MIC60-like
Exons: 10
Coding region: 131-1339 (402 amino acids)
Biological process (GO): cristae formation
Cellular component (GO): MICOS complex
Source: RefSeq, a predicted model, not a curated record